UUAAAUUUUUUUGUUUGUUGUUGUUCACACACACAUCCAUUCGAUAUAUUUUAUUUGACUUUUUCAAACACACACAUGCAUGCAAAUUCAAUCAUGGCCGAAGUAAAUAAUAAUAAAUCUUUGCUGUUGAUCAAUGGACAACAGCAACCAACAUCUCAUCAAUUUAGUGAUAAUUUUAUCAUCAAAAAUAAUAAUUCUUGUCCUGUUGUUCAAUCAUUUCAAAAUAUUGAUAGAGAAUCAUUGUUACGUUUAGAAAGUUUAAUUAGUGAAUUUUUUCUACCAAUUACCUGUAAUGAACGUAAACGACAAAUUGAACAAUCAUUAGCAGAAUUUUCCAACACACCAAAUUCAUGGCAAUUAUCAUUUGUUUAUUUUGAACAUACAUCAAAUGAAUAUACAAAAAUGUUUUGCCUUACCGUUAUCGAAUCAUUUAUUAAUCAACGAUGGCAUACAUUAUCAACAGAUAUUCGUCAAUCAUUUCGUAGUUCAUUAUGGAAACAUUUGUUUGAAAAUCAUGCUAAUAUUACACCGGCAAUUCGUAAUAAAUUUUGUAAAAUAUUAGUCACAAUUGCCCGUUAUGAUUGGCCUUAUCAAUAUCCGGAUUUUAUGUCAAACAUUCUUGAAUUAUUAACACCUGAUCCUGGACAGAAUAUAUUACAUUCGGCUACAUUAAUUUUAUUGGGAUUAAAUCUACUUGGAACAGCUGUUGAAGAAUUAUCAUCAAAUAAAUCCUAUCAUCAUAAUCAUUUUACUGGCACAAUUGAAUUGGUCAGAAUUUUGCAAUCACAAUUACCAAACAUGUUGCAAGCAUUAACAUUAUUGUUAGAAUCAAUUAUUUCCAAACAUGUUAAUUAUUAUUCGGCUACACCACCACCAUCACCAACAUCGAUACAUAAUCAGAAUAGUAAUAGUAGUAGUAAUAGUAGCCGAAGUAAUGCCGGUAGUCCACCGAAUAUUCUUUCACACAUCACCAAAUCCAACGAUACAUUAGGUAAUGUCUUUCAAAUGAGUCUAAAAAAAGGAUUAUUACAUUCCAUACCUGAAAUGGACCAAGAAUUUGUUCAUCUUACAUCACAGAUUUUUGUUUGUCUAUCACAAAUUAUUGAUUUUAUGCCUGUAAGCUAUUUUCAAUCAAUCAAUUCUACAUUAUUAUCGGCUCUUUAUGUUUUGGCAACAUUUGGUUCAAUAAAUCCAUCAUAUAAUUCAUCAAAAUUAGGCCUGAUCUCGAUGAACUGUAUUAAUGAAUUAAUAUCAAAAGUAUCAACAUUUGAUUCGGAAGCAAACGAAUUCAUUUACAAUGUAUUUCAUAAUACAUUUAUAAUUUUACAAUUAAUUGUUUCAUCAUCGUUAAAAUCACCGAAUGAUGGUGAAACAAGAUUCGAUGAAAUUGAUGAAGAUUAUUUGAAAAAAUUUAUUGAUUUUUUAAAAUUAUUUAUCAGUAAUCAUUUGGGUCGUUUUGAAAAAUUUAUAUCAUUUCCAACAAAAGAUUUUCUUCAAUUAUUAUUUGAAUUCACUACAAAAAUGUGCCAUUCAUAUGAAUGUUAUCUAAUGUUAUUGGAUACAUGGUCAGUUUAUUUUGAUUAUCUUGAAAAUUAUAUUAAUCAAAUAACUGGUAAUAAACAUCAUAAAGAUAAAAGAUCAAUAAUGGAUGAAAAAUUCGAAUCAAUCAAAGAACCUAUAUUAUCGUUUUUGUUGUUUAUUUUACGUUCCAUACAAUAUAGUUGUAAUCAUGAUUAUCUUAAACAUUUAGAUGAUCAAACACUUGAAGAUGAUAGUCGUACAGAAUUGCAAAAUUAUUUUUAUCGAUCGAUUGAAAUUGUGGCUAAAAUAGCUGAUAUUUAUCCAGAAGAAACAAUCAGUUAUAUUGAUAAUUAUUAUAAUGAAAAAUUACAGAAUCUAUAUUAUGGUCUUGAAUUCUUAGUAAACAACAAUAAUAAACCUCUAUCAUCAUCAUCAUCAUCAUCAUCAUCGAUGAUGAUGGUGAAUGGAAAAUCAUAUUGUUCAUCACCUACAAAUAAUCAUAAUCAUAUUCCAAUCGAACAAUUAAAAUUACAUUUAGAAGAUUUUAUCAUUACACUUCAGAUGUUUUCACGUUUUGCAAAUUUUUUUAUCGACAUACAAUUUGAAAAAUAUUUUAUUCGUACUAAAAUGAAAUUUGAUAAACUUUGUGAGAUUUUACAUUUUAUUGAAAUACAUAAAUUCGAUGAUGAUCUUCAUGGACAAACCACAACAACGAAUCCAUUGUUAAGCGAAUUUCUUUUGCUUAAAGCACAAAUUAUUGCUACGUUUAAAGCUUAUAUCGUAUGGUAUCAACAAGUUUGCUGUGCCAGUGAUAAACAUUCGAUUCAAUUAGCUCAAGCAAUUGAUCAUAUAACCAUCAUAAUCAAUACUUGUUGUUCGAUUAUCUGUGAUACAAAUAAUUGUUCUCAAUCAUUAAUCGAUCAUCAACAUUCAAUUACAGCCAACAGUGAUUUACAAUUGGCGCGAAUUUCAAAAUGUUCGGAUGCAAAAAAGAAAAUGUUUCAUAGUGCAGCAUUGACAUUGAAUACAUUUUCAGCAAAUGUUCGACCAUCGUUUGUAUUCAACUUACAAUCUGUACAACGACUUUUUGAUCAAAAUUUUCAAUCCAAUCUGCUUCAAUUAAACGUUUCGGACAAAGGAAAAUGUGAAUCAAUGCCACCGCUUGUUGAUAAAAUUUUAAUUUCACAAUCAAUUUCGAAUUUCUUGAUUUUACCAUGGUUUCAACUAUCGAAUGAAGAACAAAAUUGGGAACGUCGUUCCAUAUGUUUUAAUAUGUUUAUUGGAAAUUUUUUGCAUUUAUUCAACAAUAUUGAUCUUGAUGAUUCGAAUCGUAUCAUUGUUACAACAAUUCAAGAUAAAAGUAUUGAUGAAACAUCCAAAUGUCCAAAUGUUUAUUGUCGAUCAUUGUACAUAUUAAAACAAGUGAUAAAAUCACAUUCAGAAUCUCCCUUGAAAAGUAAACAAAUGUUAUUAAUCAGUUUAAAUUCAUCAUUAGAAGCAUUCAUACAGCUGUUGGCACAUAAUCAACUAUUAAAUUCGACCAUUAUCGGUUGUCAAAUAACUAAACAUAUCCUUGCAUUAUUCAUUGUCGUAUUUAAAGUUUUAUUAUCACGUAUUCAUACGGAUUUUGUCGAAAGAACUAUACAGACAUUGUUGCAGAUUAUAAAUCGUCAUAAUUUUAUGACACCGAUUUCUAGAGAUACAAAUUUAUCUCAAACGAAUUCAAACACAAAUAAUAGUGAAACAUGGCCUGGUUUAAGGGUGAUAAUUAAAUUUUUAAAAUUAUUAAUUCUUGUCAUUGGACAACCAUCGUUGAAUUCAUUUAUCCGAACAAUAUUACCGGAUAUUAUUGAUUUUGCUGUGAUUCGAAUUCAAACAACUAUGAUUAAUUCAAAAUCACCAAUGACAAUUUAUUUUAAAAAUUCAACCGGAUUUCAUUAUGAUAUAUAUCAUAAAAUGUUAAAAGUUUAUUAUCGUUUUUUGUAUGAGCUUUUGCUCAAUAACUGCCGUUAUUUUUUUCCACAACGACUUAAUUCAAUACAACAACAACAACAGCAACUAUGUACUGUGCCAACAACAACAACAACAACAACAACAUCACCGAUUAAAUCAUCAAACGAUAAUUAUCAUGAUAGUCAACAGCAAAGACAUUUUGAUUCGAUAAUGGAAAUUAUUGGCGAAUCAUUUUUACAGCCAGAAAAUAUACAUUUAUUUCGACAAAAUGUUGAUUCAUUAGAAUCAAUGAAUCAAAAAUUAAAACUAUAUGAACGUUUAAAUUUUCGUGAAAAAUUCUGGGAACGAUUUCUAUAUUUAUUUAUGCAAACAUUAAAUGAUCAUUCAUUGGAUCUUUUACAAGAAUCACUAUUUACCAUUAUAUUUCAUAUGGCUCAAGUUGAUUUUAUACAAUUUUAUGAAUCAUUUAUGCCUAAAUUUUUAUCAAAUCUAUCACGUUUGAAUGAUCAACAGCGAUUAGAAUUGAUGACAAAUUUUAAAAUAGAACAGCAACAACAGCAUCAUCAUCUGACACAUCAACAACAAAUACAGAUUGAUUUUCCAACAUUUAGUUCAAAAUUAAAUCAAUUAUUAUGUAAUGUUCGUUUCUUUUACAAGUGCAAUAAUUAAUAUUUUAUGUUUUAAAAG
Molecule: messenger RNA, 4161 nt
Organism: Dermatophagoides pteronyssinus (European house dust mite)
Lineage: Eukaryota; Metazoa; Arthropoda; Arachnida; Sarcoptiformes; Pyroglyphidae
Gene: ebo
Product: exportin ellipsoid body open
Biological process (GO): protein export from nucleus
Molecular function (GO): nuclear export signal receptor activity; small GTPase binding
Source: RefSeq, a predicted model, not a curated record